Phacochoerus africanus (Common warthog) is the source of this 9941-nucleotide messenger RNA. It is a transcript of the gene HCN4, whose product is annotated as hyperpolarization activated cyclic nucleotide gated potassium channel 4. Lineage: Eukaryota; Metazoa; Chordata; Mammalia; Artiodactyla; Suidae. The transcript has 8 exons. Bases 1322 to 4930 code for a protein of 1202 amino acids. Gene Ontology annotation, cellular component: membrane. Gene Ontology annotation, biological process: potassium ion transport; transmembrane transport. The record is from RefSeq and is a predicted model, not a curated record. Gene Ontology annotation, molecular function: voltage-gated potassium channel activity.
GUGCAUGCGGGGUCCGAUCCCGCAUCGGUGGCUGCUGCGGGCGCAUUUCCUCGAAGUCUUACCUCGAAGGGCUUGGGUCUCCCCCGCGAGCCCUGUGCCUCCCGGAGUUUCCCCCACGCCCUUCUGGCCGGGCCGCCGCGAGGCUCCGCAGGGGAAAGACCAGCGGGGGAUUCGCCCCCAGCCUGUAUCACAGGAAAACCCCGGGAGCAGCCCCGACGCAGUGCAUUUCCCGGAAACCCCCUCUCCCGGCGCGCUGCGGGAAGGCCUGGGGCUCCUCGCGCGGACUACCCGCCCGCCUCGCCAAAGGAGGGUCGGAGACCCAGGUGAAAAGCAUAACCGCCAGGAAGAGGCGAGCCCAGAGCGCGGAGAAGGAGAGGUCGGGAAACCCCGCCCCACCCCCUUGUCUUGGGGUGGGGAAUUCGCAACCCAAGCCAGAACCCUAGGCUUGGGGCACGCUCCCAGCCUGCGGCCAAGGAAAGACAUUCGAAGGUUGAGGAUUAGGGACGCCUCUCAUUUCAGCCCCCGAGUUCCGGCGAGCGUCCACCCUGCGCUCCCCGCCGAGCCCGCCCCCGCCCCCUUCCCAGCCCCCGGCCCGCGCGCCACUGCCCCUUUAAGAAGCCCAGGUAGGCAGGCCCGGCUGCGGGAGCCGCUCCUAUGGCAACCCGCGAGCUGCGGCGGCUUCAUGAAUAUUCCGGGGCGCGGGAGCCGAGCGCUGCCGGAGGGCGCUCCGGGGGAGGCGGCCGCUGAUGUAAGCCCGGCGGGCCGCUGGGCUCCGCUCGGCUGCGGCGGGAGACCCGGAACGGGCCGGCCGGGCUCGGCCAAAGGAAGCGAGCCGAGCUCGCGCGUGGCUGGCCACAAAGGCCGGGCGACGGGACAGACUGACAGCCCGCCUGCCCGCGGGACGCACGCCCUAGAGGCGCGCGGGCCGUGCGUUCUGCACUCCAAAGCGGUUUUCCAAACGCCGCGGCCGCAGAGCCGCUUCAACCCGCGCCCAUUGUUCCCCGCGGGGGCGGGGCGCUUGGAGCCGGGCGGCGCGCCGCGCCCCUGACCGCGGGAGGGAGGGAGCGAGCUAGAGAGCGCGGGGUCCCCGCGCCCAGCUUGGCCCAGGAGGAGGCGCAGCGCGGCGAGCCCCGGGACCCGGAGCCGGACUGGGAGCCUCCCGGCGGCACGCAACCUGCCCAGCAUGGGCGCCUAAGGCGGCCCCGUGCCGGCGGCGAAGGACGCGUCCCCGCGGACGGACUGACCCGCGGGUGGACCUGGAGCCGGUCCGCGGCGCCGCACCCGCGCCCCUGCCCCUGGCCGGGCUCCGACCCCUGGCGCCAUGGACAAACUGCCGCCGUCCAUGCGCAAGAGACUCUACAGCCUUCCGCAGCAGGUGGGGGCCAAGGCGUGGAUCAUGGACGAGGAAGAGGACGCCGAGGAGGAGGGGGCUGGGGGCCGCCAAGACCCCAGCCGAAGGAGCAUCCGGCUGCGUCCGCUUCCUUCGCCUUCACCCUCGGCGGCCGCAGGCGGCACGGAACCCCGGGGCGCGGCCCACGGGGCGGCAGACAGCGAAGGGUCGGCCCGCGGCACGGGCAAGUCGAGCACUAACGGCGACUGCAGGCGCUUCCGCGGGAGCCUGGCAUCACUGGGCAGCCGGGGCGGCAGCGGCGCCGGAGCAGGGGGCGGCAGCAGCCACGGGCACCUGCAUGACUCCGCGGAGGAGCGGCGGCUCAUCACCGAGGGCGACGCGUCCCCCGGUGAGGACAGGACGCCCCCGGGCCUGGCGGCCGAGCCCGAGCGCCCUGGCGCCUCGGCUCAGCCCGCAGCCUCGCCGCCGCCGCCCCAGCAGCCGCCGCAGCCGGUCCCCGCCUCCUGCGAGCAGCCCUCGGUGGACACCGCGAUCAAAGUGGAGGGAGGCGCGGCCGCCGGCGACCAGAUCCUCCCCGAGGCGGAGGUGCGCCUGGGCCAGGCCGGCUUUAUGCAGCGCCAGUUCGGGGCCAUGCUCCAGCCUGGGGUCAACAAAUUCUCCCUGCGGAUGUUUGGCAGCCAGAAAGCGGUGGAGCGCGAGCAGGAGAGGGUUAAGUCGGCCGGGUUUUGGAUUAUCCACCCCUACAGCGACUUCAGAUUUUACUGGGACCUGACGAUGCUGCUUCUGAUGGUGGGAAACCUGAUCAUCAUUCCUGUGGGCAUCACCUUCUUCAAGGAUGAGAACACUACACCCUGGAUUGUCUUCAAUGUGGUGUCAGACACUUUCUUCCUCAUCGACUUGGUCCUCAACUUUCGCACAGGGAUUGUGGUGGAGGACAACACAGAGAUCAUUCUGGACCCACAGCGGAUUAAGAUGAAGUACCUCAAAAGCUGGUUUGUGGUGGAUUUCAUCUCCUCCAUCCCUGUGGACUACAUCUUCCUCAUUGUAGAGACACGCAUCGACUCGGAGGUCUACAAGACCGCCCGGGCCCUGCGCAUCGUCCGUUUCACCAAGAUCCUCAGCCUCCUGCGCCUCCUGCGUCUCUCCCGCCUCAUUCGAUAUAUUCACCAGUGGGAAGAGAUCUUCCACAUGACCUACGACCUGGCCAGCGCCGUGGUGCGCAUCGUGAACCUCAUUGGCAUGAUGCUCCUGCUCUGCCACUGGGACGGCUGCCUGCAGUUCCUGGUGCCCAUGCUGCAGGACUUCCCCGAUGACUGCUGGGUGUCCAUCAACAACAUGGUGAACAACUCCUGGGGAAAGCAGUACUCCUACGCCCUCUUCAAGGCCAUGAGCCACAUGCUGUGCAUUGGGUAUGGCCGGCAGGCCCCGGUGGGCAUGUCGGAUGUCUGGCUCACCAUGCUCAGCAUGAUCGUGGGCGCCACCUGCUACGCCAUGUUCAUCGGCCACGCCACCGCCCUCAUCCAGUCGCUGGACUCCUCCCGGCGCCAGUACCAGGAAAAGUACAAGCAGGUGGAGCAGUACAUGUCCUUCCACAAGCUCCCGCCCGACACCCGGCAGCGCAUCCACGACUACUACGAGCACCGCUACCAGGGCAAGAUGUUCGAUGAGGAGAGCAUUCUGGGCGAGCUGAGUGAGCCCCUGCGGGAGGAGAUCAUCAACUUUAACUGCCGCAAGCUGGUGGCCUCCAUGCCGCUGUUUGCCAACGCGGACCCCAACUUCGUGACCUCCAUGCUGACUAAGCUGCGCUUCGAGGUCUUCCAGCCGGGAGACUACAUCAUCCGCGAAGGCACCAUUGGCAAGAAGAUGUACUUCAUCCAGCACGGUGUGGUCAGCGUGCUCACCAAGGGCAACAAGGAGACCAAGCUGGCGGAUGGCUCCUAUUUUGGAGAGAUCUGCCUGCUGACGAGGGGCCGACGCACAGCCAGCGUCAGGGCAGACACGUACUGCCGCCUCUACUCGCUAAGCGUGGACAACUUCAACGAGGUGCUGGAGGAGUACCCCAUGAUGCGGCGGGCCUUCGAGACCGUGGCGCUGGACCGCCUGGACCGCAUCGGCAAGAAGAACUCCAUCCUCCUUCACAAAGUCCAGCACGACCUCAACUCAGGCGUCUUUAACUACCAGGAGAACGAGAUCAUCCAGCAGAUCGUGCAGCACGACCGGGAGAUGGCGCACUGCGCCCACCGCGUCCAGGCCGCCGCCUCCGGCACGCCGACCCCCACGCCCGUCAUCUGGACCCCGCUGAUCCAGGCACCGCUGCAGGCGGCAGCCGCCACCACUUCCGUGGCCAUCGCCCUCACCCACCACCCGCGCCUGCCCGCUGCCAUCUUCCGGCCUCCCCCGGGGCCCGGGCUCGGCGGCCUCGGGGCGGGGCAGACGCCCAGGCACCUGAAGCGGCUGCAGUCCCUGAUCCCGUCUGCGCUGGGCUCUGCCUCGCCCGCCAGCAGCCCGUCGCAGGCGGACACGCCGUCUUCCUCCUCCUUCCACAUCCAGCAGCUGGCCGGAUUCUCUGCACCUGCCGGCCUGAGCCCGCUGCUGCCCUCGUCCAGCUCCUCCCCACCGCCAGGGGUCUGCGGCGGCUCCUCCCCAGCGCCCACGCCAUCCACCGCUGCAGCCACCGCCACCGCUGGGUUCGGCCACUUCCACAAGGCGCUGGGUGGCUCCCUGUCCUCGUCCGACUCUCCCCUGCUCACGCCGCUGCAGCCAGGCGCCCGCUCCCCACAGACCAACCAGCCUCCGCCCCCGCUGCCCGGGGCCCGGGGCGGCCUGGGACUCCUGGAGCACUUCCUGCCGCCCCCACCCUCAGCCAGGUCCCCGUCGUCCAGCCCUGGGCAGCUGGGCCAGCCUCCCGGGGAGCUGUCCCCCGGUGUGGCCGCUGGCCCUCCAAGUACGCCAGAGACACCCCCUCGGCAGCCUGAGCGGCUGUCCUUGGUGGCAGGGGCCUCUGGGGGGGCGUCUCCUGUAGCCUUUACCCCCCGAGGGGGUCUCAGCCCCCCUGGCCACAGCCCAGGCCCUCCAAGAACUUUCCCAAGUGCCCCGCCCCGGGCCUCUGGCUCCCACGGUUCCCUGCUCCUGCCACCUGCAUCCAGUCCCCCGCCACCCCAGGUCCCCCAGCGCCGGGGCACGCCACCCCUCACCCCAGGCCGCCUCACCCAGGACCUCAAGCUCAUCUCAGCCUCUCAGCCGGCCCUGCCCCAGGACGGGGCGCAGACUCUCCGCAGAGCCUCCCCGCAUUCCUCUGGGGAGUCGAUGGCUGCCUUCCCGCUCUUUCCCAGAGCCGGGGGCGGCAGCGGCAGCGGGGGCAGUGGGGGCCUCGGUCUCCCCGGGAGGCCCUAUGGUGCCAUCCCCGGCCAGCACGUCACUCUGCCUCGGAAGACAUCCUCAGGUUCUUUGCCACCCCCGCUUUCUUUGUUUGGGGCAAGAGCCGCCUCUUCUGGGGGGCCCCCUCUGACUGCUGCUCCCCAGAGGGAACCUGGGGCCCGGUCUGAGCCAGUGCGCUCCAAACUGCCCUCCAACCUCUGAGCUGCGGCCCCGCCCUCCCUCUGCCUCCUCUUUUUUUCUCCCUCUUUUCUUCCUUCAGGUUUAACUGUGAUUAGGAGAUAUACCAAUAACAAUAAUAAUUAUCAUUUAAAAACCCACACCAGAAAAAAGACAGCAGAAAAUAACCAGGUAUUCUUAGAGCUAUAGAUUUUUGGUCACUUGCUUUUAUAGACUAUUUUAAUACUCAGCACUAGAGGGAGGGAGGGGGGAGGGGAGCAGGCAGGGCCCAAAUGCAAAAGCCAGAGGAAGGCAGGUGGGGGUGACCCAUGUUUGGGGUUCCUAGAACAGACCUGUCAUUGUAUUCAUUUUCAGGCAGUAGCCACCACCAGGCCCUUAGCUGUGAACUUGGAGCCCCACUCUGCUGGGGGUCAUCUCAUUCCUCCAGGAAGGGCUGCCCUUGGUUUGUUCCUGGGGAGUCCCCUGAGCCCUUGGGACAAAUGGGCCAGGGCCCUGAGAGUCUUGCAUUUUUUUCUACUGCAAACUUAGCAAGAUAUGUAUAUGAAUAUGUAUAUGUUUAUGUAUAUGUAUGUAAGAUGUGUAUAUGUAUAGCUAUGUAGCGCUCUGUAGAGCCAUGCAGAUAGCCACUCACAUGUGUGCACAUGUGUGUGCAAUCUAAUUUAACCCCAUGUUGCCAGGACACCCAGGUCACCUUACAUUCAGCAACCCGCCUUGGCCUGCAGGCUGGGCCACGCAGGGCCUGGGGGAAGGCAUCUCUCUGGUCCUCAGGGAAGAGGACCCCAGGGCCUCUCAGCAGGCCCCCUCCCUCCCCAUCUCUGGUCUCAAAAUCCACUCCCAGCCUCACCUCUUCACGUGGAAGCCGAAGACUCCAGGCCGUGCCUCUCCUUUCCUGUAGGGUCUCAAGCACACCCUGUCACCUCGGUGGCCGUCUGUUUUCCUAUCUGUGCAAAGGGAGGUAAGGGAAGCUUCUGUUGACUGAGUCUGCUCUGUGCUGAGCCCUGGUGAAGCACUUUACACACAGUAACUUCUUCAGCUAUACAAGGACCAGGAGGUGUAAUUACUUUGAUUCUCCCCAUCUCACAGAUGAGGAAUCCAAGUUUGGUAAUUGUUCCAGAAUCGCAUAACUGCAAGUGGCAGAGGUGGGACUGAUCUGAGAUUGUAAUGCACGCUUACCUGAGGCCAGCGCUGAUGGUUCCUUUUCCUAAGAAAAUCAUGUUGAGAGGGGCUGAGUUUGACAGUCUCCACAAAGAGUGCAGAGGGAAGAGACCAGAGUUCAGAGGUAAUCAGACCUGGUUUGAAUCCCAGUCCUGCUGCUUCUUAGGUAUGUCAACUUGCGCAAGUGAUCUGAGCUUUCUGAGUCUGGUCCCCCAUCUGUAAAAUGGGAAUACUUCAAGUACCACCUCGCAAGGACCUAUGAGGACCCGGGGGGAAAAGUAGGACAUGUGAAAUGCCCAGCCCAGCGCCCGGCACAGACCACAGUAGGUGCUCAAUAAAUCAUGGUUCUUCUGCCUCCUCUUCCUGUGCCCAGCACAUUGCCCCAGUGAGCUAUGGUGAAAGCCCCGGGAGUGCUGGCUGCGGGCCCCAGGACUUAAGAUCUCAGGACACAGGAGGCAGCUGGACCUUUCUAAGGGCCUGGGGAAGAUGUGUGGCCAGUGGUGGGCUUGAGCCAAGCCUCCAGGUUUGGUAAGAGUUGGAGGGAAGGAGGAAGUGCAUGGCGGGGAUAUGACUGAGGUGCAGGUGCAGGCGUGGAGUCAGGGCUCUGGGAAGAGAUCUAGAGGUGAGUGGUCAGAAGGAAGGCCUUAGGGAACAGGCUCAGGGGGCCUGGCUUUGAAUCCAAAGGCAGCUAGGAGCCAGAACAGGAUACAGCGUGGGGGGCCAUUGUGAAAACCGCCCAGACACCUCCUGCCAGAGCCAAAGUCAGUGGUCUACCCACUGCCUAAACGGUGGGAGGAGGUUAGGCGCCAAGACCUGAGUAAAGAGGAGAGCUGGCACUGCCCCGUCCAUCCAGAACACUCUUUCUCUACGCCAGAAUGUUGGCAAGAUCAGGUUUUGUCCUGGGCUGUGGACAAAGUUCCUCCCUAGAUGGGCCAUAGGGAGUCUGAGGCAAUCAUCUAGGAGAGAAGAGAGUGAAGGAUCUUAGGGAAAAGACCAGGAGCCACCUGGCUUUCGUCUUUAUGGGACAGAAGGAGCCUCUUGAUCCCAGGGAGCUCUCAGAGCCAUAAAUAGCACCCUCAGCUCGAUUUUUGCACCUGACUCUCCCCCCCCCUCCCCAAGGAAGGCAGCAGCACUUGCUCCAAACUCAGUCUAGUCCUGGAGGGGGUGGGGGGGGAAGAGAGGGAAGAGGAGUGGAGUGGAGGGUCCAGGGCCAUGAAUGGUGAGGACCCUUCCUUGUCAUCAGGGUGUGGCUCCACCACCCUCUUUAAAUGCUCGUGCACACACGCACAUUUUAUAAAAGCUCUGACUCAGCCCACCUGCUGCCUGAAGACCGGUAAAGUCAGGUCCUGUCAUGGGCCCGCCCAACCCUGAUCCCCUAUAAGCAAUUUUCAAAUCUUCCACUUUUAAAAUGGAAAACGGUAAAUGCGCCGGGUUGCAUAUUUUAUUUCAAUAAAAAAAAAUUCUAGCAGAAGCUGCCUUCUUCUAGGGGCAGGGAUUGGGAGGGGGAGUGACAGUAGUGGGGAAUGCUGGAGGCUCAGGAGCCAGGCGGUGGAGGGCAGUGGGGACAUGGUCCCUAGAGCACCUGGGCGCUUGUGUGCACAGGCAUGUGCCCCCAGAGCAGGGAGUGAAGGUGCAAGGGAGUGCGAGUUUGGGCUAGAGAUAAAAGUGUUCACUGGUUAUGGGCUGGUGAGAGUCAUUAAGGAGGAGGAUGAGAGAGGAGGGUGUGUGUGCUAGUGGAGGUGUAAGACUCUGACUUGGGUCCUUCCCACCCCAGCUGUGGGGGCCACAGAGUCCCUGGGACUCGUUGGUCUCCCUGGAGGAUGAGGGUAUUCAGUGUGCACAUGCACUGUAGGUGGAUACUGAAGAGGCAGAUGCAAUCUUAGUCUGAUCAGAUGGGCCCUCAGAAGAUGGAGGUUGGCCAGAGGACAAAAGGUGACCAGGCUCAGGGGAGGGUGUCAUGGCCAGAAGGUUGCUUUUCAGAGUGACCAAGGAGGGGGCACAACCACCAGGUUCCUUCAGGGUUUGGAGGUGUGGCACCCACUCGCCAUCGUGGUGUCUGGGGCGGGGGGGAAGCAGGGGAGACACACCUGACCCACAGACCCUCUGUGAAGCCCUCAGCCACCUCUGUCACCUCUGUCCACAGAGGGUCCCAAGUGCCCUGGGAGCUGAACCUUGCAGGCACAUAGGCGAGAGGCAGUGCCCUGAGACUGGAAAAGUGAAGUCCCUGGGGCUCCCAGCGUGUGCGAGGAGUGCCGUGUUGCCUGCCAGCAGGAAGAGGGGAAAGUCCUCAGAAAAGGGCAGGGAACCCGGUCCUCAUCACUGAUUGCCUAGUCCAUGCUGUUUCCAUAGUAACCAGCCCGGGGAGUCCCGUUGCUAAGGAGGAAGCUCAGCAGGGCCUGCGUCCCCAUGACAACUGCCCCCUGCGGCCCAGUCAGCAGCAUGUCCUCAGGGACCACGGGGAGGGCAAGGCAGGAUUCAGGCCUGGCCUCUGGGGUUGUGGGGAGGCCUUUAUGGACAGAUAGCAGCCCAGGGAUGGGAGGGAUUAGCUGCAGGCUGAGGCAAACCACCAGUAGUGGAUCUGGGCAGAGGAUAGAUACCCUCACCUUUCCCACUCCAAAUUCACCCCAGGCCCUCAGAGGGCCUUUGCUCCUCCACUAGGGGCUGGAGCAACCCUGGUCACAAUCUUCUAUGCUUUCUGACUUCAAAAGGACACUUAGUAAGCACCUACUGUGUGCUAAACACUUGGGGCUUUCCCGUUAUCUCAUUCCAUCCUCACAACAACACUUAAGGGGCUAAGAAUUAGCCUCAGUUACAGUGAGCCAAGGGCGCUGAGGCUCAAACUUGCCCAGACCAGUCAGCUAGAACGUGAAGGAGCCCAGGUGCACACUAGGGCCUGGAGACUCCAAUCCCAUCCCUCCCAUUGGGGGUACAUACCAAGGGCUGGUGGUAGAAGCAGUCUGUCUGUGCAGGCCACAAAGGGUGCAUUGUCUGUAGAAAAUUAAAAAACAAGACUAAAAAUGACUAAAUGUGGUUUGCUUUCUCUUAUUCUUUCACCAUCACCAGCUAUUAGUGAUUCUGAACAGUAAGUGAUAAAAUACUGCCCCCCUCCAUGACAGACAGCCGCCCCCUCAUCCAAAUGCCACCAAGCCCCCUGUUUCAAAGCCAGUGGACAUCUGCCAUACUUAAAGCUACCAGCACCCAGGGAAGGCCUGAAGGCAUCCUCUCUGCCUAAUGGGGCUAAAGCAGAUGGGGAUUUUUAAAAGAGCAUUUUGAGAGUUUAAUAAAAUCUCUCCCUUGAUUCCAUGUUUCUUCCCAGCUGCUGCUCCUCCUCAUCCUUCCAGCCAGACUUCUUCAGAGUUGUCUGGUCGCCCUUUCUUUGAGUCAUAUCUUCCUCCACUGCAAUCUGGCUCCCGCCUCUUCUGCAUGGAAUGGCUUGAGACAAGGUCCCUGUUGUGAAAGCCAGGACAGCCUCCCGGGCCUUGUGCUGCUGCCCUCCCAGCAGCCAGAUCUGCCCGCUUCCAAGACCCACUUUCUUCUUACUGCUCUGCCUUUCUGUUCAACUUCAGUCUCAGAAGAAAGGGCUCUUCUUUUUCGGGAGGCUCAGGGAUUCGGGGUCCCGACUGUUCCCCAUCUUCUCACGCCACGUGUGCUUCAGCCUGGGUGCCUAUUGCUGCUGCCCCUGUGUGGUUCCUCCCUGUUUUUUGCUCCUCUUCUUCUUUCUUGAGUUUGCAGCUUCCAAUGCACUACAGACCUAGUCCUCUCCAACCCUCCUCCCUCACCUUGCUGCUUUUGCAUCUUUAAUUUUCUCUUGAGCAUGGAGUAUUUCCUACAUACAGAAGAAGAUAUAAAUAAAUAUAGUCAGAGUUCCCUGGUGGCUCAG